CUAAGGGUCGACCUCAACGAGCCGGUCGUCGCGCUCAAGCGACUGAUUGCUCAGCGCGAGGGCGUGCGCGUCAAGGGCCAGCGCCUCAUCUUCUUUGGGACGCCGCUCGAGAACGGCCGCACCCUCUCCGACUACAAUAUCGUCGCGACCGACUCGGUGGACCUGCUUCUGCGCAACCUAGGGGGG
Molecule: messenger RNA, 186 nt
Organism: Emiliania huxleyi CCMP1516
Lineage: Eukaryota; Haptophyta; Isochrysidales; Noelaerhabdaceae
Exons: 1
Molecular function (GO): protein binding
Source: RefSeq, a predicted model, not a curated record